Messenger RNA from Anguilla rostrata (American eel), 3232 nucleotides. Its product is annotated as septin-5-like. Bases 180 to 1760 code for a protein of 526 amino acids. NCBI's taxonomy places the organism in Eukaryota, Metazoa, Chordata, Actinopteri, Anguilliformes, Anguillidae. The record is from RefSeq and is a predicted model, not a curated record. Gene Ontology annotation, cellular component: septin ring; microtubule cytoskeleton; cell division site. The transcript has 12 exons. Gene Ontology annotation, molecular function: molecular adaptor activity; GTP binding; GTPase activity. Gene Ontology annotation, biological process: cytoskeleton-dependent cytokinesis; intracellular protein localization; regulation of exocytosis.
UGUGUGUGCGUUUGCGUGUCAGUGUGUGUGUUUGGUGGGGCGAUCAGUGUUGUCGGGUGUGUGAUUGAGCCCUGGGGCAGUGGGGCAGCUCGAUGUGCUGAAGGACAGGGCCUGGCAGGGGGUGGGGGCUAUAAAAGCACAGAGCGCACGGCUGCACCCCGUUGCAUCCCUCAGAGGGAAUGAGGAGCUGGCUGCGCGGAGGCAGGAAGGCGAGACUGUCCCAUCUCAUCAGAGGCAGCACAGAGUGCACUGUAGCCCCCGUCGCCAUGGAGGACUCCGACCAGGAGCCCGACCUGUCGGACGACCUCGACUCCGGCUCCGACUCCCCCGAGCCCGACCUGCACCCGCAAGGCCGGCAGCUCCCCAGCCAGUCCAAGGAUGACUCGGAGGACUCAGAGCUGGAGCACCUGAUGCGGGACGCCCCCCCCCCGCCGAACCUGGGGCCGGAGCCGGCCGGGGUCCCGCACGGGCGCCCCCCCACCCCGGACACCCUCGCGCUGCUGCGCCCCCCCGGGGAGAGGGGCCUGUCAGAGGGCGUAGGCUUCAGCCUGCCCUCUCCCAUCAGCCCCUCCCGACCCAAGAGCCCCUGGGGCCGAUUUGACCCCUACGACGCCACAGAGGACCAGGAUAAGGAGUACGUGGGCUUUGCCACUCUGCCAAACCAGGUACACCGGAAGUCUGUGAAGAAGGGCUUCGACUUCACACUGAUGGUAGCCGGAGAGUCGGGUCUGGGGAAAUCCACUUUGGUCAACAGUCUGUUUCUCACAGACCUCUAUAUGGACAGGAAGCUACUCAAUGCCGAAGAGAGGAUUACACAGACGGUGGAAAUAACUAAGCACACGGUGGACAUUGAGGAAAAGGGCGUCAAACUGAAGCUAACUAUUGUGGACACGCCUGGCUUUGGAGACGCUGUGAACAACACAGAGUGCUGGAAGUCGGUGGCGGACUACAUAGACCAGCAGUUUGAGCAGUACUUCAGAGACGAGAGCGGCCUGAACCGCAAGAACAUCCAGGACAACCGCGUGCACUGCUGCCUCUACUUCAUCUCGCCGUUUGGGCACGGGCUCCGCCCCCUGGACGUGGAGUUCAUGAAGGCGCUGCACGAGAAGGUGAACAUCGUGCCCGUCCUGGCCAAAGCCGACACCCUCACCCCCUCCGAGGUCAGGAAGAAGAAGCUGAAGAUCCGCGAGGAGAUUGAGCAGUACGGGAUUAAAAUCUACCAGUUCCCGGACUGCGACUCCGACGAGGACGAGGAGUUCAAACAGCAGGACCAGGAGCUGAAAGUGAGUAAGGAAAGCAUCCCAUUCGCCGUGAUCGGCAGCAACACUGUGGUGGAGGCCAAGGGGAAGCGGGUUCGAGGGCGACUGUACCCCUGGGGCAUCGUGGAAGUGGAGAACCCGGCGCACUGUGACUUUGUGAAGCUGCGGAACAUGCUGGUGCGCACGCACAUGCAGGACCUGAAGGACGUCACCCGGGAAACGCACUACGAGAACUACCGCGCGCACUGCAUCCAGAGCAUGACCCGCAUGGUGGUGAAGGAGCGGAACCGCAAUAAGCUGACUCGGGAGAGUGGCACGGACUUCCCCAUCCCAGGGACGCCGGGGGUGGCGGACAGCGAUACGGAGAAGCUGAUCCGAGAGAAAGACGAGGAGGUACGGUCUUCUGAUCCAGAACUGGAGCAAGAACCAGAGCCAGAGCCAGAACCAGAACCAGAACCAGAACCACACUUUAACCCUAGCCCUGACCCAGAGGCCUUAUGAGCCUACAGUCACAGAAGCAGUAUACAGCCGCCAUUACUACCCAGAAACACUACCACAGUCACAAAGCCACACCCACCACUGCAGUCAGAAAUCCACAGGUGCCCAAAAACACACAGCCUUGCCCACCACGGCACUUACACAUUAAAUGGUCAAAAUUCCAUUUUUUUUGCACCAGUGUCAAUACCUAUAUGCUUUCAAUGGUCUUUCCACUGCUGUUUCUCUGUGAGAGCUCUGCGCUCUAUAGAGGUAGUGCUUUGUGCUGUCUACAGAGGACUGUGUACUUACUGUUAGAGCUCUGUGCUGUAUAUAGGUAGAGCUCUGUGUUGUCUUCAGAGGACUAUGUGCUCACUGUGAGCUCUGUGCUCUAUAGAGGUAGUGCUUUGUGCUCUCUACAGAGGACUAUGUGCUUACUGUGAGAGCUCUGUGCUGUAUAGAGGUAGAGCUCUGUGUAGUUUAAGGACUAUGUGCUCACUGAGAGCUCUGUGCUGUAUAGAGGUUGAGCUCUGUGCUCUCUACAGAGGACUAUGUGCUCACUGAGAGCUCUGUGCUCUAUAGAGGUAGAGCUCUGUGCUCUCUAUAGAGGACUAUGUGCUCACUGUGAGAGCUCUGUGCUCUAUAGAGGUAGAGCUCUGUGCUCUCUACAGAGGACUAUGUGCUCACUGUGAGAGCUCUGUGCUCUAUAGAGGUAGAGCUCUGUGCUCUCUACAGAGGACCAUGUGCUCACUGUGAGAGCUCUGUGCUCUAUAGAGGUAGAGCUCGGUGCUCUCUAUAGGGGACUAUAUGCUCACUGAGAGAGCUCUGUGCUCUAUAGAGGUAGAGCUCUGUGCUCUCUAUAGGGGGCUAUGUGCUCACUGUGAGAGCUCUGUGCUCUAUAGAGGUAGAGCUCUGUGCUCUCUACAGAGGACUAUGUGCUCACUGAGAGCUCUGUGCUCUAUAGAGGUAGAGCUCGGUGCUCUCUAUAGGGGACUAUAUGCUCACUGAGAGAGCUCUGUGCUCUAUAGAGGUAGAGCUCUGUGCUCUCUAUAGGGGGCUAUGUGCUCACUGUGAGAGCUCUGUGCUCUAUAGAGGUAGAGCUCUGUGCUCUCUACAGAGGACUAUGUGCUCACUGUGAGAGCUCUGUGCUCUAUAGAGGUAGUGCUCUAGGAAUUCUGUGUCUACUGUGAGGACUCUGCUCACAGUGGGAGCUGUGUGCUCACUGAAGGAGCUGUGCUUGCCAUGGGAGCUUUGCUCCCUGUGGGGUUUCUGUGUUCUUUCAGGGGGCACAGUGUUUCUCUGUGCACAGUGUGGAAGCUCUGUGCUGUCAGUAGUUGAGCACACUGAUGGAGGCAGCUUAUGACUUAUGCUGAAUUUUUUUAGGAACACAAAAUACUUUAAAAAAAACUUGUUUAUUAUUUUAUUUUGUAGUAGUUAUGCUGUAUAUUUCCUGUUAUUAUAUUGCUUGUAAUUUUUCAUUAAAAUUAUUUAAACACAAA